This is a messenger RNA of Phodopus roborovskii (desert hamster), 1935 nucleotides long. RefSeq names its product copine 7 (gene Cpne7). The transcript is spliced from 15 exons. Bases 169 to 1839 code for a protein of 556 amino acids. Gene Ontology annotation, molecular function: calcium-dependent phospholipid binding. Gene Ontology annotation, cellular component: plasma membrane. Gene Ontology annotation, biological process: cellular response to calcium ion. The record is from RefSeq and is a predicted model, not a curated record. NCBI's taxonomy places the organism in Eukaryota, Metazoa, Chordata, Mammalia, Rodentia, Cricetidae.
GUCCCCUCCAUCCCUUCCCCACUGCAUCGCCGCCCUACAGCCCCCGCGCUGUGGCGGCCGCCCGAGACACGUGUGCCCGCGCCCGGCGGGCGUGCGGGGGAGCGCGGCCACGCCUGGCCCGGCCACCAUUUCUCUGGCGCCCACCGGUUCGAGUGCGGAGCCUGAAGCAUGAGUGGGGACUCGGAGCGCGCGGUGGCCCCGGGGGUGGUGCCUGCACCCUGCGCCUCGAAGGUGGAGCUGCGGUUGAGCUGUCGGCACCUGCUGGACCGGGACCCGCUGACCAAGUCCGACCCCAGCGUGGUGCUGCUGCAGCAGGCACAGGGCCAGUGGCUACAGGUGGACAGAACCGAGGUGGUGAAGAGCAGCCUGCAUCCGGUGUUCUCCAAGGUCUUCACUAUCGACUAUUACUUCGAGGAGGUGCAGAAGCUACGAUUUGAGGUGUAUGACACCCAUGGGCCUAGUGGGCUGAGUUGCCAGGAUGACGACUUCCUAGGGGGCAUGGAGUGUACCUUGGGGCAAAUUGUGGCCCAGAAGAAAAUGACACGCCCAUUGCUGUUGAGAUUUGGCAGAAAUGCUGGCAAAUCCACCAUCACGGUGAUAGCAGAGGACAUCUCUGGGAACAAUGGCUACGUGGAGCUCUCCUUCCAAGCCAGGAAACUGGAUGACAAGGAUCUCUUCAGCAAGUCGGACCCCUUCCUAGAGUUGUAUCGGGUGAAUGACGAUGGGAGUGAGCAGCUGGUGUACAGGACAGAGGUAGUGAAGAAUAACCUUAACCCAGUGUGGGAACCCUUCAAGGUGUCCCUGAAUUCACUCUGCAGCUGCGAGGAGACACGGCCUCUGAAGUGCCUGGUCUGGGACUAUGACUCCCGAGGAAAACAUGACUUCAUCGGUGACUUCACCACCACCUUCGCAGAGAUGCAGAAGGCCUUUGAGGAGGAGCAGGCCCAGUGGGACUGUGUGAAUGCCAAGUACAAACAGAAGAAGCGCAAUUACAAGAACUCUGGGGUGGUGGUCCUGGCAGACCUGAAGCUCCACAGGGUCCACUCCUUCCUGGAUUACAUCAUGGGUGGCUGCCAGAUCCACUGCACGGUAGCCAUCGACUUCACAGCCUCCAACGGUGACCCAAGGAACAGUUGCUCCCUCCACCACAUCAAUCCUUACCAACCCAACGAGUACCUGAGGGCCCUGGUGGCAGUGGGCGAGGUUUGCCAGGAUUAUGACAGUGACAAGAGAUUUUCUGCUUUGGGAUUUGGAGCCCGGAUCCCACCCAAGUAUGAGGUGUCCCAUGACUUUGCCAUCAAUUUCAACCCUGAAGAUGAUGAAUGCGAAGGAAUCCAGGGCGUGGUGGAGGCCUACCAGAACUGCUUGCCUAAGGUCCAGCUCUACGGCCCCACCAAUGUGGCACCCAUCAUCUCCAAGGUGGCCCGCAUGGCAGCAGCUGAGGAGCUCACAGGGGAGGCCUCUCAAUACUACAUACUGCUGAUCCUCACAGACGGUGUAGUAACUGACAUGUCAGACACUCGAGAGGCCAUUGUACGCGCUUCCCACCUGCCCAUGUCCGUCAUCAUCGUUGGGGUGGGCAAUGCUGAUUUCACUGAUAUGCAGAUCCUAGAUGGUGAUGAUGGAGUCCUGCGUUCCCCACGGGGUGAGCCUGCACUCCGUGACAUCGUUCAGUUUGUGCCCUUCCGUGAGCUCAAGAAUGCCUCCCCUGCGGCAUUGGCUAAGUGUGUGCUGGCUGAAGUGCCCAAGCAGGUGGUUGAAUACUACAGCCACAAAGAACUGCCUCCUCGAAGCCUUGGCACCCAAACUGGAGGGGCCGGUCCCAGCUCAGCACCCUGAGGAUGCCAGGCAAGGGGUCCCUGCGCAACAAAUCCAUCUACAGCACCUCCUGAACCCCCAGAGACCCCUCAGAAGCUUAUCGCCUAGCCCAGGACC